Poecilia latipinna (sailfin molly) is the source of this 1684-nucleotide messenger RNA. RefSeq names its product actin, beta 1 (gene actb1). NCBI's taxonomy places the organism in Eukaryota, Metazoa, Chordata, Actinopteri, Cyprinodontiformes, Poeciliidae. The record is from RefSeq and is a predicted model, not a curated record. The transcript is spliced from 7 exons. Bases 93 to 1220 code for a protein of 375 amino acids.
AAUUAUUGGCCUUCAUUGCAGUCGACCUCAGACACCUGAGCACUAAACAUACCGGUCAGACACUAAGCUGAUAACUCUCCUUCGCAGAGAAAAUGGAAGAUGAAAUUGCAGCCCUCGUUGUUGACAAUGGCUCUGGAAUGUGCAAAGCUGGCUUUGCAGGAGAUGAUGCUCCACGUGCCGUCUUCCCCUCCAUUGUUGGUCGCCCCAGGCAUCAGGGCGUAAUGGUUGGAAUGGGCCAGAAAGACAGCUAUGUUGGUGACGAGGCACAAAGCAAAAGGGGAAUUUUGACCCUGAAGUACCCCAUUGAGCAUGGCAUUGUGACAAAUUGGGAUGACAUGGAGAAGAUCUGGCAUCACACCUUCUACAACGAGCUGCGAGUUGCACCUGAGGAGCACCCUGUGCUGCUCACAGAAGCCCCCCUGAACCCUAAAGCCAAUAGGGAGAAGAUGACCCAGAUCAUGUUUGAGACGUUCAACACACCUGCCAUGUAUGUAGCCAUCCAGGCUGUGCUGUCCCUGUAUGCCUCUGGACGUACCACUGGUAUCGUCAUGGAUUCUGGUGAUGGUGUGACCCACACAGUGCCCAUCUAUGAAGGGUAUGCUCUGCCUCAUGCCAUCCUGAGGCUGGACCUGGCUGGCAGAGACCUCACAGACUACCUCAUGAAAAUCCUGACUGAGAGGGGUUACAGCUUCACAACAACAGCCGAGCGUGAGAUUGUGCGCGACAUCAAGGAGAAGUUGUGCUAUGUUGCACUGGACUUUGAGCAGGAAAUGGGAACUGCUGCUUCCUCCUCUUCAUUGGAGAAGAGUUAUGAGCUCCCCGACGGCCAGGUCAUCACCAUCGGAAACGAGAGGUUCCGUUGCCCAGAGGCCCUCUUCCAGCCUUCCUUCCUGGGUAUGGAAUCAUGUGGCAUUCAUGAGACUACCUUCAACAGCAUCAUGAAGUGUGAUGUGGAUAUUCGUAAGGAUCUGUACGCCAACACCGUCCUGUCUGGAGGUACCACCAUGUACCCUGGCAUCGCUGACCGCAUGCAGAAGGAAAUCACCGCCUUGGCACCCACAACCAUGAAGAUUAAGAUCAUCGCUCCUCCAGAGAGGAAGUACUCUGUGUGGAUCGGAGGCUCCAUCCUGGCUUCCCUGUCUACCUUCCAGCAGAUGUGGAUCAGCAAGCAGGAGUAUGAUGAGUCUGGCCCCAGCAUUGUCCACAGGAAGUGCUUCUAAAAAGACUUUCAUUUCUAAGCCUGCCACCCUCCCAAAAAACACUGCUCCAGCCCAAACAGGUUCUGCAUACCUGCACCAACACACUGUGCUGAGCCGACACCUCUUCCAUUCUGUCAUCACUCUGGCUGUGGCACUAUGGCCCUUGAUGGGGUGACACUACAGGAAGUAGAGGGCAUCCUUGGCGGUGUGAAUGUGUGAAACUUGUCAGUUGUGAAGUCAUUCCAGAUGUCUUUGUUCACCACCUUAUUUGCCUCUAUGAAGGUUAAUUCUGUUGGGCUUACUGUGUAUUGCUUAAUGUGUAAAUUAUGUAAUCGGAACUUUUUUUUCGUACUCGGCCUUAAUAUUUGGUCCAGUUUGUCAUCAUGCAAAAAGGACUUCUACAUUUUGAAGUGUAUGAAGGUUUGUGCAUGGGGUGUUAAGUCUCCAAUGUACACAACAACCCAAUAAAGCGCACAUGUCUGAGA